Daldinia childiae is the source of this 1386-nucleotide messenger RNA. RefSeq names its product putative MFS-type transporter C16A3.17c. The transcript is spliced from 5 exons. The record is from RefSeq and is a predicted model, not a curated record. Bases 1 to 1386 code for a protein of 461 amino acids. NCBI's taxonomy places the organism in Eukaryota, Fungi, Ascomycota, Sordariomycetes, Xylariales, Hypoxylaceae. Gene Ontology annotation, biological process: transmembrane transport. Gene Ontology annotation, molecular function: transmembrane transporter activity.
AUGCUUUUCUUGACAAGUAUCGAUACUACUAUCGCAACUACUUCGGUGGUUGCAAUUACUCGCGAUCUUGGUGGUUUCGAAAUGAGUAGCUGGAUUUUGACGAGUUACCAGCUUGGCUAUGUGGCCGUCAUUGUUGUUUUCGCCAAAUUUAGCGAUAUUUUAGGACGCAAGUCUGUAUUUGUUUUCUGCAUCAUCAUGUUUACGGCCUUCUCUGCCGGAUGUGCUGCUUCACAGACUCUCGCACAACUUAUCAUUAUGCGUGCGUUCCAGGGUCUAGGCGGAGGGGGAUGCUUUGCACUGAGCGCAAUUUGUCUCAUCGAAUCCGUCCCUCAGUCCCGAUACGCUGACACUAUGGCUAAAAACGGUGUUUUCAUCAUCCUAGCUACAGUCUUGGGCCCAAUCCUCGGCGGCGUCAUUAGUGAGCACACAACGUGGCGUUGGAUCUUCAUCAUUAAGUAUGAUCAGCCGCCUAAACCUUCCCUCUUCUAUACCUUUGCGUUAACCACCGAUUCGUCCAGCGCCCCAAUUGGAUUGUUUGCUAUUGUGAUCGCGUUGAUUGGUAUUCCGAACGGAUACCCUCAUCAAGGCCGAAUGUUACAGAAACCUAUUGACUCUAAAUCCAAAAGAAUCUGGGCCCAGAUUGACCUACCGGGAUCGGCUUUGCUAAUCAUGGCGACUCUGUCGUUUACAGCAUGCUUCCAGGAAGCCGACUCGAGUGGAUUCGUGUUUGUCGGAGCGCCACUUGCUGUUGUGUAUUUCCUACUUCCGCAGCGUUUCCAGCUUGUAAAUGGUAUCUCCAGCCUUGACGCUGGCGUUAGGGUUCUUCCAUUCGGUAUCUCGUCAUCUGCUGGGGUGGUGCUGAGCGGCCGCAUAGCGAGCAAGGCCAAGGUCCCUGGAAUCUAUCUGGUUCUGAUUGGUGCUAUAUUGCAGGUUAUUGGCUUUGCUCUUCUCAGUACGCUGAGCAGUUCGGAGACAAUUGAACCUGCGAUAUACGGAUAUAUGGUUCUGCCUGGUUUGGGAACAGGGUUCUGCUACUCGACCAUGAUUAUCAUGAUACCGUUUGUAGCAAAGAAAUGCGAUGGAUCUGUGGCCAUUGGUGCUGCUAAUCAGUUUCGAACCAUGGGAGGGGCUAUCGGUUUGGCAAUUACAACGUCUAUCUUCAACGGCUACGUCGCAUCGCAGCUCUCGCACCUAGGUAUCGAAAUCUCCAUCACGGAACUCACCUCCACAGCAAAGGAUACCUUACCAGAAGGCCUCCAAACUGAGAUACGCAGCGUGCUGUCUGAUGCAUACAAUCGACAGAUGUUGGUACUAUGCGCGUUUGGAGCGGCUCAAGUGCCAGUCGCAUUAUUUCUCUGGAAACGGAAACAGAUUGUAACGGCAUGA